Necator americanus (New World hookworm) is the source of this 225-nucleotide messenger RNA. RefSeq lists its product as uncharacterized. The transcript has 3 exons. The record is from RefSeq and is a predicted model, not a curated record. Lineage: Eukaryota; Metazoa; Nematoda; Chromadorea; Rhabditida; Ancylostomatidae. The coding region runs from base 1 to 225 and encodes 74 amino acids.
AUGUGGAAUAGCGACGAAUGGAUUGAUUCUGUGCAAGCUCUCGCUGGAAAUCGAGAUGGUUGGGCUAAGCUAUGUUCAAGGACGGCACACCUCGACAAAGAUGCGGUUGCUGCAGAUCGCAACGAAUCGAACAAGAAAACAAAUCUUGAGUUCUCUUUCCAUCGUAGAGGACAUUGCUAUGCUGUUAGCGCAAUAAGAAUUUACUCUACAUUUGACAGAACGUAG